Vitrella brassicaformis is the source of this 2776-nucleotide messenger RNA. The record is from the annotation of a GenBank genome assembly. NCBI's taxonomy places the organism in Eukaryota, Vitrellaceae.
CGGUGUCCGAUUCUUGAUCAAGUGGACAUCACAUGCAGGCGAUUUGUAUACUGCCAGCCAGCUGUGUAUCUGUGUGUGUAACCAUAGAACACCGACCGACCCACCGAUGGAUCACGCGUAGCGUGCACAGAAGGAUGCAUGGCAUGCAAUGAAUGCACCAACCACUGGCUGCGACACUGCGACGCUUCUAUCCAUGAGUGAAUGCAAACACGUCCGGUCCAUUGCUCACUCACUCACUAAAGGGCCAGCCAGGUUCAAGAGUUCAACCGUAAAAGUUUUUGGAAACUCGCAACAGUCUGCACACACACACACACACGCACAAACAGACAGAGCUAGCUGCCGAUCUCAACCAACAUGCGUGUGCGUGUAGGGUACCUACCUGUUCGACGAGUCGUUUUGCGUGCUGAACAGACCUCUCGUCCUCCCCCUGUAUCUUGACCGUCGUCCCCUCCACCACGAUGGUCGCACCCGACUCAUCCUGCAUCCGCCGAAUGUUCUGCCCCCUGACCAGACCAACACACACACACACACAUACACACACACAAUUUACGAGACAAUUUGUGGUCGUCCCCGCCAGAGCAGAGCCGCUGGCUGGCUGACCUUGGCCCAACGAUGCGGCCGACGGCUCGGUCAUCAUCUAGGUAGACCUCCGCGUUCUGCUGGUUCCAACGUUCGUGGUCACGACACACCCUGUCAGACAUACAUUGCAUUGCAUUGCAGAGGUGCCACGGUCGGUCGAUCUCAAAGCUUUGUUUCCGUGUGUCUGUGCUGUGGUUAAUUACCUGGUUUUGGCACUGUUGACCGCAUUGGGUCGGCCACACAGCCACAGACGGCUGUUGUCCCGAUCCAGGGAAGCCACCAAGUCACGACCUUGCAACCGAACCUGUCAGACACAUGACAAACACAUCACAUCGACUCGUGAGGGAUGAUGAACUAACUGUGUCCUGUCUGUCCGGUGUGUGGCGGUGCGGUCGAUUUGCAAUGCCCACACACACAGACCAGUUUGCUGUCGUCUCUGCCGGCCAUGUACUCGACUGACGAAGGAUGCAGGUACAUCAUGAAGCAGUUGUCGGGAAAGUAGUAGGACAAUAUCUGACAGACAGAGGGGCACGAAGAGGUCAUGUGGUGCAGCUAGCUGUCCGUUCCUCUGUGUCUGUCUGCCACAAUACAUACAUACCUUCUGGAACUCUUCGAUGGCAUGUGAAGUCGCAUCGGGGCUGCCAGUGAUGGUGGCCUUGGUAGACGUGGGCUGGUACACACACACACACACACACGCACACAUCAAUACGCCCUUGCCUCUGAGCUCGCUUGGUGUUAGUCACCUGGAAGUCGACAUGGACCUGCAGUUUGUGCCUGAUGUGUUCGUCGAUGUCAGCCAUGAGGUCGCUCAUCUUUUGCGGCUGCACGCCAGUGAAGAUGUCAGGCAGCAAGGGCAGGAAGUCACGGGCACCACCAGCACCCACCAGCGCCUGAAUGCAGUACACACACACACACACACACACGCAGGCAGACAGACAGACAGACGGACAGACACACAGACGGACAGACACAGACAUACAGAGCCCGGUGCGUGUGCCGUAUGUAUGAGGCAGCUAGCUUACCUCUACACACUCCUUGGCUUCCGCGACGAGUGCUUUGAGGCCUUUGAGCGCAACAGCUGUCCCCUGAUCGUCCUUGACACAGUCAACCUACCAACAAGGAAACCCUCAUACCCUACCAAUGGCUGAAUGAGAUCUGCAUUGCAUUGCUUGCUGACCUUGAGUCCCGCAUCCUUGAGCUGUUGCAGCCCGGCGUCGCCAUUGAGCAGCCUAAGCUUGUCCGCAGGCACGCGCACUGUCAUUGUCUCCAGACGGGAGGCGUCCUAGAGCAUACGCAUACCACACCACACCCAUACAGGGGGAAGAAGAACACACUAUCGACGAGCGCAUGAGGGUCACGUUUCCUGUGGCCUUCUCUAUCUAUUGCUCACGUACGUUGAUUUGGCUGAGUAUGGCCUCCUUGGCCUGGUCUGCCGUCUGCUGUGAGCCGUCAUUGGCCGUCACUCUGACAUCCUUCCGAUCAAGCACGAUAGUGACACCCAUAUCACCCUGCAACCACACACACACCCACUCGUCCGUCACGUGAGCGUGACGUGACUUGUACUCUAUCUGGCUGACCUCAAGUUUCAUGAGUCCCAUCUUUUUGGUAAUGAACCCCAUGGCGUGUUCAUCUACGUUGCGAAUCAGACAUGUGCCCUCCCCGCCGAUGAUGCCGCACACAAGCCGCUUGGCGUGAGCCACUGCACUCGGGUCACCUGCAGUGCAGUGCAGUGCAGUGAGGGACAGACACAGAAGCCAGUUGUGUUGUCCCAUAUAUCCCUGUGACCGUUGCUUGUGCCCACUGACUGACCGACCUGAAAUCUGCACUUCCAAUUUAUCACCAUUGACAGACACCCGCGCGCCGCUCUGUGCCUGGAUGUCCUUGACCACUGCACAAACGCAUUCACACAAUUAACAGAUCAACACACACAUGCGUUGCAUGCCAUGGGCCAGGCAGUGCACCUGAUCCUUGCUGGCCGAUGACGCGACCAACGUCCCUCUGCAAACAAACGCAACAUAGAUGGCGAUUCCCGCUUUCUUCACUGUGGUAUGUAUCGCUGCGCCACUCACCGGAUCAGGGAUCUUGACCACUUCGUUCGCUCGGCCGCUGUUGCCAGAUCUUCCAUUUUGAGUAUUGUAAUACGACAUGGCGGCACUCCUGGUGCUCCUGAUGGUGAACUACGCCAGGGAGUUCGCUG